This is a messenger RNA of Prunus avium (sweet cherry), 3137 nucleotides long. It is a transcript of the gene AMY3, whose product is annotated as alpha-amylase-like 3. NCBI's taxonomy places the organism in Eukaryota, Viridiplantae, Streptophyta, Magnoliopsida, Rosales, Rosaceae. The record is from RefSeq and is a predicted model, not a curated record. Gene Ontology annotation, molecular function: calcium ion binding; alpha-amylase activity. Gene Ontology annotation, biological process: carbohydrate metabolic process.
UUAAUAAUGUCCAUAAAUUUCGUUUCAUUUCCAUAGUCUCAGUGGCGUGGCUCAAACAAUGUCGACGGUUAGAAUAGAGCCUCUUCUCCACUACUAUCGCAGAGAAAAACCCAGCUACCGUCCUCCAUCGAAGUCAUUCAAGCUCAGCUCUUUGAAUGCUUUGCCUAAGAAGCUGGUCUACAAUGGCAGGAGCUUCUGCAACUUCGAGCCUCCCACUCCCAGGGCUCUCACUCUCAGAGCUGCCUCUACCGACGCAGCUACAGUCGAGACCUUUGAAUCGACCGACCUCUUCUUCAAGGAGACCUUUCCUCUCAAGCGGACUGAAGUGGUGGAGGGGAAGAUCUUUGUCAGAUUAGAUCAUGGGAAGAAAGCCAAGAAUUGGAUGCUGACCGUUGGUUGUAGUCUUCCUGGAAAAUGGGUUCUUCACUGGGGAGUUUCUUAUGUUGACGACGUUGGCAGUGAAUGGGAUCAACCUCCUAGUGAAAUGAGGCCACCUGGUUCAAUUCCCAUCAAGGACUAUGCAAUAGAUACACCCUUGAAUAAAUCAGCGUCGCCCGUAGGAGGUGAUCAAUCUCAUGAAGUGAAGAUUGAUGUUAAACCCAACAGUGCAAUUGCAGCGAUAAAUUUUGUUCUCAAGGAUGAAGAAACUGGUGCUUUUUAUCAGCACAGAGGGAGAGAUUUUAGAGUGCCUCUUGUGGACUACCUGCAAGAGGAUGACAAUGUGGUUGGAGCAAAAUGGGGCUUGGGCGCAUGGCCAGGAGCUUUGGGAAAGCUAUCAAAUGUGUUUGUCAAAGCAGAAUCAUCGCACUCCAAAGAUCAAGAUAGCAGCAAUGAAUCCAGAGACCCUCAACAGAAAACUAGGCGUGUAGAAGAGUUCUAUGAAGAACUGCCUAUUGCAAAAGAAAUUGCUGUGAAUAAUUCAGUAACUGUUUCUGUAAGGAAGUGUCCUGAGACUGCUAAGAAUCUUCUAUGCUUAGAAACAGAUUUGCCUGAUCAUGUUGUUGUUCACUGGGGAGUUUGUAGAGAUGAUACUAAAAGAUGGGAAAUUCCAGCUGCCCCACACCCACCAGAAACAGUAGUAUUCAAGGACAAGGCUUUGCGGACUCGAUUACAGGACAACAUAAUAACUGGAGAUCAAGGACAAAAAGAGGGUGGAAAAGGAUGUUGGGCAUUGUUUACUUUGGAAGAAGGACUCGCAGGAUUUCUUUUUGUUUUCAAACUAAAUGAAAGUAUGUGGUUGAAAUGUGCGGGCAAUGACUUCUACAUCCCUCUGUCCAGCUCAAAUCACUCAAUUGCUCUACCAAGAGAGGUUCCAUCUGAAGAUGCAAAGGUACCUGACAGUAGUACAGAAGCAGUUGAAGAAAAAAAAUUUACUGCAUAUACCAAUGGAAUAAUAAAUGAAAUAAGGAACUUGGUGAGUGACAUUUCCCUUGAGAAGAAUCAAAAGACAAAGUCCAAAGAAGCACAAGAAAGCAUUCUUCAAGAAAUAGAAAAAUUGGCUUCCGAAGCCUAUAGUAUCUUCCGAAGCACUGUUCCAACUUUCACAGAGGAAGCAAUUUCAGAGACUGAAGAAUUGAAAGCCCCCGCCAAAAUAUGCUCAGGGACAGGCACAGGUUUUGAAAUAUUGUGCCAAGGUUUUAACUGGGAAUCUCAUAAAUCUGGAAGAUGGUACAUGGAACUCCAAAGUAAAGCUGCAGAAUUAUCUUCACUAGGUUUCACUGUGAUUUGGUUACCACCCCCUACAGACUCUGUGUCACCUGAAGGGUACAUGCCGAAGGAUUUAUAUAAUCUGAACUCCAGAUAUGGAAAUAUUGACGAACUGAAGGAGACUGUGAGGACAUUCCAUAAAGUCGGUAUAAAAGUUCUUGGAGAUGCUGUGCUGAACCACCGUUGUGCAGAUUAUCAGAAUGAAAAUGGUAUUUGGAAUAUCUUUGGUGGUCGUUUAAAUUGGGAUGCUCGUGCAGUUGUUGCCGACGAUCCACAUUUUCAGGGCAGGGGCAAUAAAAGUAGUGGGGAGUGUUUUCAUGCUGCUCCAAACAUUGAUCAUUCACAAGAUUUUGUGAGGAAGGAUAUCAAAGAAUGGUUACACUGGCUAAGGGAAGAAAUUGGGUAUGACGGAUGGAGGCUUGAUUUUGUUAGAGGAUUUUGGGGUGGUUAUGUCAAGGACUACAUAGAUUCUACUGAGCCCUACUUUGCUGUAGGCGAGUAUUGGGAUUCCCUAUGUUAUACAUAUGGUGAAAUGGAUCACAAUCAAGAUGCACACAGGCAGAGAAUUGUUGAUUGGAUCAAUGCUACUAAUGGAACUGCUGGUGCAUUUGAUGUCACAACAAAAGGGAUUCUCCAUGCAGCACUGGAAAGAUGCGAGUAUUGGCGAUUAUCAGAUCAGAAGGGAAAGCCUCCAGGGGUUCUUGGAUGGUGGCCAUCUCGUGCUGUCACUUUCAUAGAGAAUCACGAUACUGGUUCUACUCAGGGUCAUUGGAGGUUUCCUCAAAAUAAAGAAAUGCAAGGAUAUGCUUACAUUCUGACUCAUCCAGGAACACCGACAGUUUUCUAUGACCACAUUUUCUCUCACUACCAUUCUGAAAUUAAAGCUCUACUCUCUCUGAGAAACCGGAACAAGCUUAACUGUCGGAGUAGAGUUAAAAUUACCAAGGCAGAAAGAGACGUGUAUGCGGCCAUUGUUGAUGAAAAAGUUGCCGUAAAAAUCGGACCAGGUCACUAUGAACCCCCAAGUGGACCUCAAACAUGGUCUAAAAGUGCGGAGGGCAAAGACUACAAGGUCUGGGAAGCAUCAUAACUUUGUCCACAACGAUAUUAUGUAGCUAUGAGUAUAUAAAAGUUGAUUGCAGGAUGAUUCAAUAAGUUCGUUCCCAUAUUUUACAUCUAAGCAAAUCAAAGGGUGCCAAGAUAGAAUAAUAUGUACUUCUCUCUGGAGGUCUGGCUGAGAACCUUGAAUUGAAGUUUUCUUGCCAUGCAUUUCCGGAGUUCAAGGGAUUGCUCAAGAGACGAUCGGAAAGACCUGCUUUCAGCAAUAGAAAAUUGCAGCCAGUCGGCUAGGUGUAGAAGUGGUGAGCAUGUUUUAGGUUCAAAAGGGCAGUGUUUCCAUCAUUACACUAUUGAUAUUUAUUGUGAUUCCU